CUUCGCCCCUGUUUUCCCCAUCAAUGCUUAGCUUGGAAGCUUCGACGAGGCGAACUGUUUGUUCUUCGCAGAAGGAAGGGAGAGAGAGAUCAAUCAACCAAUCACCCCAACCUCCGAAACCUCCCUCCACCAGAAGCUUAACCACCAUUUGCGAUUCCUAAUUCGGGAAAUCCCGAUCAGGUAGAACUGUCCUUCUCCUGGUCGAGUUAAGGGCGGUAGACUCUGUUUGUAACUUCGGAGCACAGAGCGCAAUGCAGAAAAUGGCACAUAGUUGGUUCUCAGGUACCGUUAGCGAAGACCAACAGCUGCCACAGCAGCAGAACACAUCGUCGUCUCUCUUGGCUGACUGGAAUUCUUACGCCUCGUCCAGAAACGCCAACGAUGAAGGCAGCGGAAUGAGUCUCGGGUUCGAUCUUGAAUCCGCCGUUCGGUCCGCCAACGAAACAGUUUCGGGAACCUUCAAUGUAGGCUUACAUUUUCAUUGGCGUUCCUAGGCAGUAUGGCAGGUACCAUAUAUGUCUCCAUGGUUCAGCUACGUUCUUUCAGUACUCUUCUCUGUGAUACAGUGGACCAAACAAACACCUCAACCGAUCCAGGAGAGAAAAUCUGUAGAUAUUUUCAAGUGGGAAUAUUCUCAUCCCAUAGCUGAAGCCUGAAGAUAUAUAAUCAGGAAGGCCUUGUGUCAGUCUAAUUAGUAACAAACCCUCCCUGUCCCUAAACGCUUACUCGCCCACCACUCCAAGAAGAUGUCUGCGUUUGUUGGCAAAUAUGCAGAUGAGCUAAUGAGGACGGCCAAGUACAUCGCCACACCGGGGAAGGGCAUCCUGGCCGCCGACGAGAGCACGGGGACCAUCGGAAAGCGGCUAGCCAGCAUCAACGUGGAGAACAUCGAGUCCAACCGCCAAGCCCUCCGCGAGCUCCUCUUCACCUCUCCGGGAUCCCUCCCGUACCUCUCCGGCGUCAUCCUCUUCGAGGAAACCCUCUACCAGAAAACCACCGACGGGAAGCCCUUUGUGGACGUGCUCCAGCAGAACGGGGUGGUCCCCGGGAUAAAAGUGGACAAGGGCACCGUGGAGCUGGCCGGAACCGACGGAGAGACCACCACCCAGGGGUUCGACUCGCUGGGGGCGCGGUGCCAGCAGUACUACAAGGCCGGGGCGCGGUUCGCCAAGUGGCGGGCCGUGCUCAAGAUUGGGCCCAACGAGCCGUCCGAGCUUUCGAUCCAGCAGAAUGCUCAGGGCCUGGCCCGUUACGCCAUUAUCUGCCAGGAGAAUGGGCUGGUGCCAAUUGUGGAGCCCGAGAUACUAACCGAUGGGUCCCACGAUAUCAAGAAGUGCGCCGCCGCGACGGAGAUGGUGCUGGCGGCCGUGUACAAGGCGCUGAAUGAGCAGCAUGUGCUUCUCGAGGGAACUCUGCUUAAGCCUAACAUGGUCACUCCCGGCUCCGACAGCCCCAAGGUGACGGCAGAGGAGAUAGCAGAGUACACUGUGACGGCACUCCGCCGGACCGUCCCUCCUGCGGUUCCCGGAAUCGUGUUCUUGUCAGGAGGGCAGAGCGAGGAAGAGGCGACCAAGAACUUGAACGCCAUGAACAAGCUGCAAGUGCUGAAGCCGUGGACUCUUUCCUUCUCCUUCGGGCGAGCCUUGCAGCAGAGCACCCUCAAGACGUGGGGAGGGAAGAAGGAGAACGUGGAGAAAGCUCAGGCGGCCUUCCUGGAGAGGUGCAAGGCCAAUUCUGAUGCUACCCUCGGCAAGUACGCUGGUGGUUCCGCCGGUGGGUUGGCCUCCGAGAGCUUGUACGUCAAGGAGUACAAGUACUAAGACAACAAGUACAUGACCAAAACAAAAGGAAAAUAAUACCAGAAUGGGGGGACAGAUCAGCUGGUAAUAUGUUUGAUUAAUCGUCUUAAAUCACAAUCCUUUGCUUUUGCGCUUCUUAUGAUUCUCUUCUGCUCAAUCUCUCCUUUCUCUGUGUUACGUUGUUGAUUUUAUAUUAAUUGUUGUCAUGGAUGGUUACUGUACGUUUCUUUUGACUGAAAUUAUAUAAUGAUGAAUGACUGGUAUAUAAAUCUAUUUCUGUUUCUCUUA
Messenger RNA from Linum tenue, 2087 nucleotides. The record is from the annotation of a GenBank genome assembly. Lineage: Eukaryota; Viridiplantae; Streptophyta; Magnoliopsida; Malpighiales; Linaceae.